Molecule: messenger RNA, 2492 nt
Organism: Siniperca chuatsi (mandarin fish)
Lineage: Eukaryota; Metazoa; Chordata; Actinopteri; Centrarchiformes; Sinipercidae
Product: olfactory receptor 142-like
Exons: 1
Coding region: 178-1101 (307 amino acids)
Biological process (GO): G protein-coupled receptor signaling pathway
Cellular component (GO): membrane
Molecular function (GO): G protein-coupled receptor activity; olfactory receptor activity
Source: RefSeq, a predicted model, not a curated record
AUCUGAACUCUGAAGACAAAUGCACACCAAGUGAAUUUCGAUGUCAGGUAACUGUAUCUUAAAUUAUAAUUUGUAGCAAUCUUAUGAGUGAGACCUACUUUCGCAAUUUGUGUUCAUGUUUGCCUGUUUUGUCAUUUACCUGUUUAAUUUGGUUACACCUAGUUUUUGACAAUCUUAAUGGAUGCUGAAUUAAAUGUUACAUAUAUAACUCUUGGUGGGUAUGUGGAAGUGCAGAAAUACAGAUAUGUUUAUUUUGUGAUCAUGUUUACAGCAUAUAUUCUGAUAAUCUGCUGUAAUUCCACCAUCGUAUGCCUCAUCGUGAUUCAUCGAAACCUCCAUGAGCCUAUGUACAUUUUCAUUGCAGCUUUGUUACUGAACUCUCUUCUUUUCAGCACUGCUAUCUACCCAAAGCUUUUGAUUGACUUUUUAUCUGAAAAACAGAUCAUAUCUUAUUCAGCCUGUCUCUUUCAGGUUUUUAUAUUUUACUCUUUAGGCGUUUCAGAAUUCUUACUGUUGGCAGCCAUGGCCUAUGACAGAUAUGUGUCUAUAUGUAAACCUCUGCAAUAUGCAACUAUCAUGAGAAAAAAAACUGUCAGUACUUUGAUAGUUUUAGCGUGGCUUCUGCCUGCUUGUCACGUUGCAGUGCCAAUUGUGCUAAAUGUUAAAAACAAACUCUGUAGCUUUAUUUUAAAGGGUAUUUAUUGUAACAAUUCAACUAACCAUCUUUACUGUGUAAGUUCAACAGCACUAUCUGUAUAUGGUGUAGUUGUUCUAUUUAAUGUUGCACUUUUCCCUAUGGUCUUUAUACUUUUUACGUACACAAAGAUACUUAUAAUAUCCUAUCGAAGUUGUAGAGAAGUCAGGAAAAAAGCUGCACAGACCUGUUUACCCCAUCUGAUGGUUUUAAUCAACACUUCUCUUUUGCUUACAUAUGAUAUUAUAAUAAUUAGACUGAAAUCUGACUUUCCAACUGUACGUUUUGUAAUGACUUUGCAAAUGAUAAUAUAUAAUCCUCUCUUUAAUCCAAUCAUGUAUGGACUGAAAAUGAAAGAAAUUUCUAAACACCUCAAAAGGUUGUUCAAUCAGAUCAAAGUGAACUAAUGCAUGAACACAAAUUUACUCAUUUACUGUCCUUUCUAUUGUAAUAAUAAUGAAUGAAGAGAUGUGAGGUGAUGAUGUCAGAUUUUUGGAAGGUAUAUAAUGUAAGGAGUCAUUUCUAUGACUAAAGCACAAUAAAGAGGAGGACCAGCUUUAACACACUGAUACAUUUGCGGCAGUUAUUUAAAUAUACAACACAACAUUUUUAUUCUGUUUAGUGAUUACACUUUUCAUUUUUUACUAAAAAACAAACCUUGCUGCAUUUAUAUUAGUAGCGUUGUUGUCCGUAUGUGUGUUGAUUAAAUUAAUUUGAAAUGCCAGCCAUGAACAAGAAAAUGCUUUUCUUUUUUCUUUGGUAGUGUUACAGUUUCUGGUGCUUCAGUUCAAAGUGGGGAGUUCAAAUUGUAUAAAUAUUGGACUAAUGCCUGUCUACAUGUUAUUAAGAGCACAGACCAUUAUUCACAAUCCUAAAUGAACAGUAAAUAAAUCAUACUGGAAAUAUGUGUAAUGUAUGAGUUCACUUUUAAAUGAAAAUCUACAAAAUAAUUCAUUAAAUUCAGUGGCAGCUCUCAGUUUGUAUUAGAUGGACUUUUCCGCCUUGUUUGUGAUCUUUUCCGCCUUGUCUGUGCUCAGGCAGAACCUGUGUGUUAGUGGCAUUUUGUUUUCAUCCAAAUCAAAUUGAACAACUCUGACAAUUGUGAUUAUGUUGACCAGAGAAUUAAAUAAAGACGCUAAUGUUGUCUGGCCCAGUGGCCAGGGUUUAGGGCACCAACCAUGAACCGCAAUGUCGCUGGUUGAGUAUCAAUGAAGGCAAAAAGAACCCCCAAAAAUACUCAAAAAAGAAAGAGGAAUGUGUGCUGCGACUGGAAUGCAGCAGCCACGUCCUGCUGCCCUGUCGCCAGACCCCGAUCUUGUUCUCCGGCCACACCGCCAGCCUCUGGAAGGGUUCCACCUUUGCCGCCGGCCUCCAGAGAGCUUAUGUCUUCCCCUGCCGUCCUUCGGUCUUCACCAUGGGCAUCCCGUCAAACCUCCAGAUGGUUUCCGUCUUUGUCGCCAGUCUUUAGUCCGGCCUCCGGAGGGGUUUCGCCUUUGUUGCGGACCUCAUGAGCUGCUCCAUACGUCUGGUCAUCACCUGAACCUACUCAGCCCAUCAGCCCUGCCUUGCUCUGCUCUUCUGUCCACCCCCGGGCCGUCUGCCUGAGACCUUCCGCUUGGCCCUUGAAUCCCUCCUCCAGACCCUUUUCACCCACCCUGAUUUUCCUGCUCACCACUGGACUUGUUUUUUCGGUUUUGAAUGCUUGCCUGCUCGUCCUUUGUAUUGGUUUACCUCUGUUGGACUGCCUGACAUCUGCGUAAGCCUUUCAUGUUUCUUUUCAUUAAAUUACUAAACUGCA